Molecule: messenger RNA, 1446 nt
Organism: Symbiodinium sp. CCMP2456
Lineage: Eukaryota; Dinophyceae; Suessiales; Symbiodiniaceae
Source: the annotation of a GenBank genome assembly
AUGGCUGCUGCUGGGGAUGAUGAUGUGGCUGUUGACGGGCGGCCACUGAGAUUGAGGCGACAGCCUCGGGAGACUUGGCCCGAGAAACAUGUUUUCGCAAAGCAGCUGGAGAGUGAUGUUUUCGUUCGAGACAGCUUUCGGACGAACAAGUCGCAGCUGCUGAGAUGGACGAGUCCCGAAACUGUGGGGAUUGCAUCCCUCAAGGCUCUUUCCCUCAACGUCCAGGUGAUCAAGAUAUGCCUAGAGGUAUGGGGUUCCGUUUCGGCACUUCCGAAAGCCAUGGCCAUUGAUUGGUUGAAGGAGGUUAUGACAGAAGCCUGGGGAGAGGACCCUGGUGCAGAUGAUGACCCUGAAGACGAUGCCCCGGCUGACGCUUUGAUGGAUGCUGUGCCAAAUGACGAUCCAUAUGCAGCCGCAGCAGACGAAGCAGGAUCGUCGCAGGAGACUGCGGUUUUGCCUGGAGCUCCGCUUCAGGCUUUGGUGGCUGAGAUGAAUGAUGAAGGUUCGGAUGGAGCUUCCCAUGAGGCUUUGUCCGGUGAGCCGAAUCAAGCUGCUUCGUAUGGGCUUGAGGCUUUGCUUGCUGAGCUGAAUGAAACAGGUGAGCACGGAGCUUCCCGCGAGGCUUUGCUUGGUGAGCCGAAUGGAACAGGUUCGCCAGGAGCUUCGCACGAGGCUUUGCUUCGUGAGCCGAAUGGGACAGGUUCGCAUGGAGCUUCACAUGAGGCUUUGGAUAGUGAGCUAGAGUCAAUCGCAGCGAAGAUGCAGGUCCUACAGAAUCGCUUGGCCCAGCGACGCUUCAGCAGUGGUUCCUUCGACCCGUCGAAUGAAGACACCCUGCCUUCUAACAUCAUGGAUCUGCCCCACAUCAUGAAUAACGGUGAUGAGAAGCUCGUGGUGCAAAUUCUUAGCGAUGAUGAGGAGACUGAGGCCCCCGAGGUCUUGUCCAGUGCUGUGGCCGACGAUGGCAAGGACAGCAGUGCUGCUGAUGUGGCUCCUACAGAACCUGAAACUAAAUUAUCCGAAGCGGCCGAGGCUGCUGGUGAUGACGAUGGGCAACCAGAUGAUGAGUCUUUUGAUGUCGCCAACUACGAGGACGCGGCCGAGGCGGGCGAGGCAGAGGUCGUGGCCGCGGCCGUGGGCGAGGCACAGGAGGAGGAGAAGCCGAAGCCGAAAGCCAAAGCGACUCCCAAGGCUAAGGGAUCCAAGACAGCACGCAAGGAGCCAGAGCCAAAGGCAUCGGGGAAGGAUGAUGAUAAGGAGGAGGAGGCACAGGCGGAUGAGGGCACUAAGAAACGCAGACGACUCGCUGCAGAUGAUAAGUCUUUCGCGGGAAGACCCAAGCCAAAGACGGAAGAUGCAACGAACCGGUUCAUGGCUAUUCGGGAUGUCUACAACAGCAAGAUCCAGUUGCAUUUCGGAGCCAGUCAGCAGGAGCUAUUCUUCUAA